Messenger RNA from Pseudozyma hubeiensis SY62, 3237 nucleotides. RefSeq lists its product as hypothetical. The transcript has a single exon. Lineage: Eukaryota; Fungi; Basidiomycota; Ustilaginomycetes; Ustilaginales; Ustilaginaceae. Bases 1 to 3237 code for a protein of 1078 amino acids. Gene Ontology annotation, biological process: regulation of transcription by RNA polymerase II; DNA-templated transcription. Gene Ontology annotation, cellular component: nucleus. Gene Ontology annotation, molecular function: RNA polymerase II cis-regulatory region sequence-specific DNA binding; DNA-binding transcription activator activity, RNA polymerase II-specific; zinc ion binding. The record is from RefSeq and is a predicted model, not a curated record.
AUGCCGCUCACACGUCGUGUCAAAACGGAAGCAAUGCCUUCAGCCAACCGGAGUGGCGCGCAGUAUCCCUUCGUCUCGCGGGACGUGGGGCCUAGUCGCAAUACUCAAAUUGCUUCUACGAGUAGUACCGCUACCAGCUCCAGUCCCGCAAUCAACGACGACUACGAUCACAGCCUCGAAACGAACGAGAACGGCAAGCGAAAUCGAUACCAGUACAGCUGCGUCCAGUGCCAACGGCGCAAACAGCGGUGCAGCCGCACCUUUCCCUGUGAGAAGUGCGUACAGCGUGGAAUAGCCCAUCUGUGCGUGCCUCCGAGCAACUUGCAUCGCCCGUCCAGGCGCAUUCGGAUGCGCCAGAAGCUCGCUCUUGCAGCUUCUGGUAAGGCUCAACCCGACGACAAGCACGAGCCAGAAGACGACAUGGACGACAUGAAUGCCUAUGAGCUCGACGACGAGCAGGAUAUGAGCUCUUCGAAUCCAUCCCAAGCCGUCAAUGGAUCUACGACAUCUGGCAGUGGGGUUCUCACGACCAAUCGAUCGCUUGGCGAGAGUGGCCCAACCGAUUUUCCCGCCUCGUUGUUCGGUCCGCACCGCAGGGAGUACGAUCAAACAUAUCGUGCAGACCCUCAAGACCAAGACACCAGAAGUCAGAUCUACACCUACGAUCAACAGCAUCAUCAGCACCAGCAGUGGUUGCGAGGACAACAGUCAACACCAUCUGAUCGGUUCUCGACCUCCUUCCCGCAGUCGCAUCGAUCUUUACACUCGUCCCGCCACAUGAAUGCCGAUGCCGACGCCGAACAAAGUCUCAAUGAGAUGGCGAUGUCUCGUAUCCGCGCAGCAGGACGCAGCUCGCUUUCUUCCUCAACACGCAUGCCGCCGCCAUCUCAAAGUCCCUCGUAUUUCGGCUCAUCUUCUGCUCAUGAGCCCGACGGUAUCUACGUAUCCGGUGCUUCACGAGUGCUGGUGCCUCUCCGCACCGAUACACGCCACAGUAACCGCGGGACGGCCCCAUCUGGCGCCGAUGCGCUCGCCCAGCUUGCGACAGUAGCUCACUGGCCAGCGCUGCAACAGCAAACCCAGCGUCCGAACACGUCGCCUGAUCAUAGAAGUCGCUCAACCUCGGAGAAUGAGCCAGGCGCUCCCUCAUUCUCCAGCUCAGACGCACCGAUCGCUGCCUAUGCGCUUGUUGCUCCUUCCUCUUCCCGCAGUUUCCAAAGCGCUCCUACGCUCAGUGCGGACCAGCGAAGCAUAGUAGAUGCCGACGACGCCUUCAUUGGCAAGCCUGCUCUCAACGGUCUUGGCUGGAACCCCUUUCGUCGUCACGACGGUGUCGGCACCGACCUCUUGUCCUGGACCGGCCAACUCGGCAGGGGUUUCGGUCUCGUCAUUCCCAAGUACGAGCUCCGAUCUGUGCAACAAUCCCUUCCCAGCAAAACCGAAGCACAUCGUCUCCUGCAGAUCUUUCUCGAUGAUUUCAACUGGAGUCGUUUCCCUUCCAAUCCCGACGAAUUAGUCAAAUCCGUCGACAUCUGCAUCGAUCGUUGCGCCGUUUCGGAUGAUGUACAGCUGCUGCCUCUCAUGGCUUUCUGCUUGUCCAUCUUCGGUCUGGCAACUCUCGACCUGGCGGUGCGUCCCUACCCAACAAGACCAUCUCGCACCUACUUCUUCGCCGCGCGCAAAGCAUUGUCUUUGUCCGAGAGCCUCGGGCUGCACACACUCGAUUCGCUCAGGGCAUCCUUGAACCUGUGUCGGUAUCUCGAUCUCUGUCGCGUUCCGAGGUCCACUUGGUUGCAGGUUGCAUCUUGUAUGCGAGGCGCCAUCGACUUGGGACUGCAUCUCGAUGGCGCAAGCUUGGGGCAAAACAAUUCGGCGACUCUUCAGCGGCGUGUGCUCUGGUCGCACAUCAUUCAACAGGACCGCGAAUGGAGCGUGCUUUUCGGAAGGCCGAUGAGUGAGAUUCCUUUUUCAACCACGCCCACGCCGACGCUCCAAGACUAUCUGGAAACUGGUCUUGAGCUCCCUUGUGCUCAGUAUCUCGUUACGCGCGACGCUUUCCGCAUUUACAUCGAACGCAUCUCGCGUCUCUUCCAGGAGAUUGCUGCUAACUCCAACACCUCGCCGACCACGAGGAUCUACGAUCGAGCUCUCGAGAUCGACCAUGAUGUCGAACGAUUCGUGGAAAGCCUUCCACCGUGUCUAUCAGCAGGUCUGUCACUUUCGGGGGGCGCGAUGAAGCAUCAAGAUUUCUCAACCACUUUCUACCACCACCUAUGCACAAAUCAGAUCCUCUUCUUCCGCUCGCUGCUGCAUCGGCCGUUUUGGAUGGAGUCGGUGGACCUAGUGUCGGCGGACAAGUUCAAGCAUUCCCGCCAGAUCUGCGUCCAACUCGCGCUCAGUGACUUGCGUGGACGACGCUUGCUUUCUCGACGUAUCCCUGUCACCAUGCUCUGCCAUCUUUACGGCAGUGCGUACUCUCUGUUGAGUAUGAACACAAUCAUUGCAAGUGAUGUGCUCUUCGCGCUGGAGUUUGACGAGACGCUCAAUGCCGAAGAGGUUCAAGAGAAGCUAGGGUUUAUGCAAGAAUACGUGGCUACGGUGCGCGCCAAUAUUCAAGAAUCCCGCGGCGACCACCUUGCCGUGAAGGAACUCUAUUUGAUGAGGUCGCUCCUGAAACGCAUUCAAGACAAAGUUGCCACGCUCAAUCCACAGAGUGUAGGAUUUCAGAUUCUCGGCGUGCGCUGCCCGGGCGGAUGUGCGGACCGGCUCGCAAUGACGCUGACGGAGCUUCAGAGCGCAGCCAGCCUUCUGCUCAACAUGGCACGUGCUGGUGUGCGCAUCGACGAUGCGACCCGGAUCCCGCCCACUGGCGAAGACAAGACUGCCACAAGCAGCCAUUCGAAUCCAAGCUCUGCGCCAUCGCCCAGCAGUGGCGGCGUGCUUGCAGUCACGGCGGCUCGGUCUCAGCCCCACGGUGGCAUUACUGCGGCAGAUGACGCACAUGACUACGGGAACAUCGAGGCCCAGAACGGAAUGGGCAGGAUGGCUGCAACGGACUCGGCUUCAGCCUCAAGCAUGUGGAACGCUAAUCACGCGAACGGAGUCACUCCCUCAGCAGAAUCGCUUGAUCUGUUCUUGUCGAAUGCAGACGAAUGGCUGUCGUCGUUGCUCAAUCCUGGCGCAGCUGCGUUCUCUGCACCAACGCAGCCACUUGAUUUUGGCUUCUCAUUGUUUUGA